AUGGCACAAAAUUCCAAUUCCCAAAAACAUCCUCACUUAAAAUCAAUUCGUUUAAUUGAAUUGAGCGAUCAUAUUCUGCGUUUGCAUCGUCGUGAAAAUGCGCAACUUGACUUACGUUUGCAACAGCUAGAUCGACGCGAGCGAGUUAUUCUCGCAAAUUAUGAUCGAGAGAUCUGCUAUCGACGUUUGCAAUUAGCUCAGAUUUACAAAUCAUUAGAUGAACCUUCUCCUGCCGCCAGCCCAUCGCAUCGAGGAGGAACACCGAUAUCAUUCUAUUCGAUUAAAAUGCGUCGCCAUCAAUCAGCGCCACCGGAUAGGCAAAGAGAGAAAAUGGAAAAUAAUGAACAUGGAAGGCCAACGACAACGGCAGAUUCCUUCCGAGCAAAUAAACGAGCGAUGAGCGUAUUCCGAGAAAUAACAGUCAAACAGGAAUUGCCAUCGUUAAAUGAUAUGCUCGUUUUUGCGGAUAUCGACAAGAAAUCUUCGAAAAACCCAUGGAUCCCUCGAUCGAAAACAAUGUUUAACUUAAAAGAAGAUUACUGA
Molecule: messenger RNA, 543 nt
Organism: Adineta ricciae
Lineage: Eukaryota; Metazoa; Rotifera; Eurotatoria; Adinetida; Adinetidae
Source: the annotation of a GenBank genome assembly